ACUUCUACCUAACCGCUUCUGAGUCCUUUUCACGCGGUCCGGAUAUCGUCAAGAUGUUCACGGCUAAUGCUAAAAUAAUAAAGAGUGGUGGAGCUGAACCAGAUGCCUUCGAAGCAAGUAUUUCUCAAGCUCUUUUAGAGCUAGAAAUGAAUAGUGAUUUAAAAUCACAGUUGAGAGAACUUUACAUCACUAAAGCACGCGAAAUAGAAACUAAUAACAAAAAGUGCAUUAUUAUAUAUGUACCUAUGCCAAAGCUGAAGGCUUUCCAAAAAAUUCAAACAAGACUUGUACGUGAACUGGAAAAGAAAUUCUCUGGAAAACAUGUAAUGUUUGUUGGUGAACGUAAAAUUCUACCUAAACCAACAAGGAAAACACGUACUAAAAAUAAGCAAAAGAGACCAAGAAGCCGUACUUUGACUGCUGUAUAUGAUGCACUGUUAGAAGAUUUGGUGUAUCCCGUAGAGAUUGUUGGAAAACGCAUUCGAAUUAAACUUGAUGGUACACAGCUCAUCAAAGUUCAUUUGGACAAAAAUGAACAAACAAAUAUUGAACAUAAGGUUGACACCUUUGCUGCUGUGUAUAAAAAAUUAACAGGUCGGGAUGUAACAUUCGAGUUUCCAGAAACCUAUGUAUAAUUUGUUAAAAAAAUAAAAAUAUUUGAAAUACA
Colletes gigas is the source of this 667-nucleotide messenger RNA. It is a transcript of the gene RpS7, whose product is annotated as 40S ribosomal protein S7. The record is from RefSeq and is a predicted model, not a curated record. Gene Ontology annotation, molecular function: structural constituent of ribosome. Bases 54 to 635 code for a protein of 193 amino acids. Lineage: Eukaryota; Metazoa; Arthropoda; Insecta; Hymenoptera; Colletidae. The transcript is spliced from 5 exons. Gene Ontology annotation, cellular component: ribosome; 90S preribosome; small-subunit processome. Gene Ontology annotation, biological process: translation; rRNA processing; ribosomal small subunit biogenesis.